CUCUUAAGCGAUAGUGGAGAGCGCCGUACAUAUCGUCGAAAGCGCCGGAGUCGCGCGAUACCACGAGAGAAGACCCUCGGACUCUUGUUGGCGCGAAGGGCACGUAUCGUGACAGAAGGUCCGGCGGCGGCACUACCCGGCAGCUCGACGGCCGUUCGCAUAGCGGCGACCAUGCAACUGAAAAGCUUGAUCGUUCUUGGAGCAGCCCUGGUCGUUGCAUCAGGCGCUCGGGCGAGCUUCCUGCAAUGCGAGGACAGCAGCUUGUGCCCCGACGGCGCGACGUGCUGCAAGAUCGAUGACGAGGCGUGGGGCUGCUGUCCCUACGAGUUCGGCCAGUGCUGCGAGGAUGGCCGCCACUGCUGUCCGACGGGCUACAGCUGCGACGGUGACAACAGCAGCUGCACCCACAAAGUCACUCAACAGCGGCUCUUCGGGACGGUGCUUGAGCAGGUCCCGCCGCUCGCACGAGACCAGCGCGAUGAAGUGCCCAGAGAAUCAUCGGUAGGAAAUGUCCGCUGCCCUGACGGAAACUACUGCCUCGACGGCCAGACCUGUUGCCUCCUCGCAUCCGGCCAUUACGGCUGCUGUCCUUAUCAGCACGCCGAGUGCUGCAGCGAUCACAGUAGUUGCUGUCCCGAGGGAUACCAGUGCAGGGUGUCUACACACCAGUGCGUUCAUGCGACCACCAACCACACCGUGGCUAUGGUCAAGAAGGUGGACCCGAUCGUUCCUGCACUCACGAGCGUGGCCAGCCUCCGUAAUGAAUUGUCCGUACAGAACAUCCGUUGUCCCGAUGGAAACUACUGCAACGAUGGCCAGACCUGCUGCCUCCUGACAAGCGGUCAGUAUGGCUGCUGUCCGUACGCGCACGCACAGUGCUGCAGUGAUCACGCAAGUUGCUGUCCUGAAGGAUACAUCUGCAAGGUAUCCACGCAUCAGUGUCUGCAUGCAGCCACCAACCACACCAUGCCCAUGGUCCAGAAGGUCCAGCCUGUACUGCUUUCUUCGGCGACUCCUGAGGUCACCGAAUUGUCCGUACAGAACAUCCGUUGUCCCGAUGGAAACUACUGCAAGGACGGCCAGACGUGCUGCCUCCUGACAAGCGGCCAGUAUGGCUGCUGUCCGUACGCGCACGCACAGUGCUGCAGCGAUCACGCAAGUUGCUGUCCUGAAGGAUACACCUGCAAGGUAUCCACGCAUCAGUGUCUGCAUGCAGCCACCAACCACACCAUGCCCAUGGUCCAGAAGGUCCAGCCUGUACUGCUUUCUUCGGCGACUCCUGAGGUUACCGAAUUGUCCGUACAGAACAUCCGUUGUCCCGAUGGAAACUACUGCAAGGACGGCCAGACGUGCUGCCUCCUGACAAGCGGCCAGUAUGGCUGCUGUCCGUACGCGCACGCACAGUGCUGCAGCGAUCACGCAAGUUGCUGUCCUGAAGGAUACACCUGCAAGGUAUCCACGCAUCAGUGUCUGCAUGCAGCCACCAACCACACCAUGCCCAUGGUCCAGAAGGUCCAGCCUGUACUGCUUUCUUCGGCGACUCCUGAGGUCACCGAAUUGUCCGUACAGAACAUCCGUUGUCCCGAUGGAAACUACUGCAAGGACGGCCAGACGUGCUGCCUCCUGACAAGCGGCCAGUAUGGCUGCUGUCCGUACGCGCACGCACAGUGCUGCAGCGAUCACGCAAGUUGCUGUCCUGAAGGAUACACCUGCAAGGUAUCCACGCAUCAGUGUCUGCAUGCAGCCACCAACCACACCAUGCCCAUGGUCCAGAAGGUCCAGCCUGUACUGCUUUCUUCGGCGACUCCUGAGGUCACCGAAUUGUCCGUACAGAACAUCCGUUGUCCCGAUGGAAACUACUGCAAGGACGGCCAGACGUGCUGCCUCCUGACAAGCGGCCAGUAUGGCUGCUGUCCGUACGCGCACGCACAGUGCUGCAGCGAUCACGCAAGUUGCUGUCCUGAAGGAUACACCUGCAAGGUAUCCACGCAUCAGUGUCUGCAUGCAGCCACCAACCACACCAUGCCCAUGGUCCAGAAGGUCCAGCCUGUACUGCUUUCUUCGGCGACUCCUGAGGUCACCGAAUUGUCCGUACAGAACAUCCGUUGUCCCGAUGGAAACUACUGCAAGGACGGCCAGACGUGCUGCCUCCUGACAAGCGGCCAGUAUGGCUGCUGUCCGUACGCGCACGCACAGUGCUGCAGCGAUCACGCAAGUUGCUGUCCUGAAGGAUACACCUGCAAGGUAUCCACGCAUCAGUGUCUGCAUGCAGCCACCAACCACACCAUGCCCAUGGUCCAGAAGGUCCAGCCUGUACUGCUUUCUUCGGCGACUCCUGAGGUCACUGGUGAGCUGAUUCGAUGCCCCGAUGGAGCUUUCUGCCAGGAUACCCAGACCUGCUGCCUUCAAAAGUCGGGGCGGUACGGCUGCUGCCCGUACGUUCACGCGCAGUGCUGCAGUGACCACACCAGUUGCUGCCCCGAGGGUUUCCGCUGCAAGGUCUCUACUCGGCAAUGCAUCCACGCCGCAAGCAACCACACAGUAGCGAUGCUCCAGAAAGUCGACAGCAUCGUUCCCGAGCCUGUUGAAUUGCCACCACAGAAGUCUGAUGGCAUCAUGUGCCCCGACGGACACAAGUGUCUAAAUGGCCAGACCUGCUGCCAAUUGACAAGCGGUAAAUACGGCUGUUGUCCGCUGCCCGAAGCUGUGUGCUGCACGGACCACCUGACGUGCUGUCCCAGAGGCUACCAGUGCCGUGUCGCCACGCAGACGUGCCAGCUGGCUGACCACACGGUGCCUGCGGUGCGGAAGCUGCCAAGCUUCACGAAUGCUGCAUUGAUUGAAGUGGCUGAAUCGUCGGUAGGAAAGGUCCGGUGCCCUGAUGGAAACUACUGCCUCAAUGGCCAGACCUGUUGCCUCCUCACAUCCGGCCAUUACGGCUGCUGCCCUUAUCAGCACGCCGAGUGCUGCAGUGAUCACAGUAGCUGCUGUCCUGAGGGGUACCAGUGCAGGGUGUCUACGCACCAGUGUGUUCAUGCGACCACCAACCACACCGUGGCUAUGGUCAAGAAGGUGGACCCAAUUGUUCCUGCACUCAGGAGCGUGGCCAGCCUCCGUAACGUGCCCAACCAGAUGUGCCCGGACGGCAACGAGUGUGAGGACGACCAGACCUGCUGCAUGCUACAAAGCGGCUCGUACGGCUGCUGCCCCUACAACCAGGCGGUCUGCUGCGACGACAGGGAGCACUGCUGUCCGGCUGGAUACACGUGCGACACGCAGACCGCCAGGUGCCUCAAGGGAGACCUGUCCUCCCCCCUGAUGCGGCCUCUAGUUCCAAAGCGCCGCAGCAGCUUCAUGAACACGAUCCUUGUGGACGUGCCAAACCAGAUGUGCCCGGACGGCAACGAGUGUGAGGACGACCAGACCUGCUGCAUGCUACAAAGCGGCUCGUACGGCUGCUGCCCCUACAACCAGGCGGUCUGCUGCGACGACAGGGAGCACUGCUGUCCGGCUGGAUACACGUGCGACACGCAGACCGCCAGGUGCCUCAAGGGAGACCUGUCCUCCCCCCUGAUGCGUCCUCUAGUUCCAAAGCGCCGCAGCAGCCUCAUGAACACGAUCCUUGUGGACGUGCCAAACCAGAUGUGCCCGGACGGCAACGAGUGUGAGGACAACCAGACCUGCUGCAUGCUACAAAGCGGCUCGUACGGCUGCUGCCCCUACAACCAGGCGGUCUGCUGCGAUGACAGGGAGCACUGCUGUCCGGCUGGAUACACGUGCGACACGCAGACCGCCAGGUGCCUCAAGGGAGACCUGUCCUCCCCCCUGAUGCGGCCUCUAGUUCCAAAGCGCCGCAGCAGCCUCAUGAACACGAUUCUUGUGGACGGAGCCGGCGAGCCAGAGCCAUCCCGCUGGGCGUCGUCGUCGUCGUCAAUAGUGUGUCCAGGAGGGAGGACCACAUGCUCGAGCAGCGCCAAGUGCUGCCUGUGGUACGACAAACUCAGCUGGUUCUGCUGUCCGUACGCGAACGGCACCUGCUGCGGCGACGGCACUUUCUGCUGCAAGGCAGGCUUUUACUGCUUUGUGCCGACACAGAGCUGCAUUCCGUACGGCGAGCGCGCUCCCGCCGUCGUGGGCCACGCCGCCAACUAUCGGCAGGAGGCACGCGCGCGCGUUCAAGUGAAGACUACCUGCCCCGACCAGAGCACCUGUCCGGACAAGAUGACCUGCUGCCAGUCUACAAACAGCACAUACGUGUGCUGCCCGUUUGACAAGGCCACCUGCUGCAAGGACGGGGAACACUGCUGUCCCGAGGGCUACCAGUGCGACGAGGCUCGACGGAUGUGCACACGCAAGCUCCGCCCAGAGGACGUGCCGGCACUCAACGAAUUCCCGAGCGACGCGAAUCUUUAGAAGGAUUGCGCCUCCUCUACGUUAUAACGAGGAGCGGGGGCUAAGAGCGAAACGCUACAAAAGACAUUGAGAUUGCCAACGAGUUCGUUAUUUUCUUUUCUUUUUCAGUGAUCACUCACGAAGCACUUGUUCGAAAUAGUCAAGAAUCAUUGUUGUGUGGUCCGAUUGUUCAAAUAAAGCGAGUUUUAAUUUUUGUA
Messenger RNA from Dermacentor andersoni, 4610 nucleotides. RefSeq lists its product as uncharacterized. NCBI's taxonomy places the organism in Eukaryota, Metazoa, Arthropoda, Arachnida, Ixodida, Ixodidae. The record is from RefSeq and is a predicted model, not a curated record. Gene Ontology annotation, cellular component: extracellular region.